Knipowitschia caucasica is the source of this 429-nucleotide messenger RNA. The record is from the annotation of a GenBank genome assembly. NCBI's taxonomy places the organism in Eukaryota, Metazoa, Chordata, Actinopteri, Gobiiformes, Gobiidae.
AUGGGUCGGGAGCACAUGUUGCCAGCACGCCUCGGCCCUCGUAACCUACAUCUGUCUCCUGUUUGGACACAUGUCAGCUCUCUGUCCGCACAUCCGCCCAACAUGCGGCGUGUUUUGUGCCUUGAGAAAGCUCUGUUACCGCUGCUUUGCGCUCUUAUCGAUGUAGAGGUGGCCCGUGACAUUGCCUUUGGCCUCUCUCAUUCUCUCUCUCUCGCCUGCCGUUGUUAUGUGGAAGACAGCUCUGGCGGCCCGCGGUGCUCGGAAGCCCUCUUUCCUGCCUGCGUGCUUCCGCUUUCGGUGACCGGGUACCCGAGGGAGCGUGGCAUGCUGGUGGCUCUGUACUUGGGGGGUUGCUCCAGUGGUUGUCUCAUCUGGAGCUCUUUGAUGGGGCUCAGUGACAGCGAAAAGGAGGGACCUAUAACGAAAUAA